This is a messenger RNA of Cuscuta epithymum, 829 nucleotides long. The record is from the annotation of a GenBank genome assembly. Lineage: Eukaryota; Viridiplantae; Streptophyta; Magnoliopsida; Solanales; Convolvulaceae.
GUUCAAUAUCAUUCUAGUUUAUACUUUAACAUUCAUUCUAAACCUUAUACCAUUUCUAUGGACUCAAAAAUUAAGCUGUCUAAAAACAAUGGAACUGUUUUAGAAAACCCUAAAACAUAUAGAACUCUGAUUGGCAAGUUGCUUUAUUUAACUGUAUCCAGGCUAGAUAUUGCUUAUAGUAUACAAAUUCUUAGUCAAUUUCUUGCAUCUCAUACUGAUGUUCAUUUGAGUGCAGCUCAUAGAGUCCUAAGAUACCUUAAGAAUUCUCCAGGUACACUAGGAGGAGUGUUUCAGGUUAUGCCUUUUAUCUAGAUAUUUAUACAAAACCGCUUGGAAAUCCUCUAUUCAGUCAAUUUGCAGUCAAUACAUGGACAUCCAUUCUACUCUUGAGGGGGCGUAUCAAGAAUAAUACACUGGGCUGUAACUUGGGCUGAUCUUUUUUUGGGGCCUAUCUAAUGUUUAUUGGGCCUAUAGUUAUUCUCUUAUCAUUUUACAUAGAAAGGUAUAAAUACCUCAUAGUCAAUUAACAUAUUGACUAGGAGACUAUGGACUCACUUCCGGGAAAGAAUCUUAUUUUACUGUUUGGAUUAAUUUUCCAAACAGUCUCACUUCCACAUUCUUCUUCUUCGACAAUUUCAUCAUCACAAUUUCAAUAAGAUUUCUUGAGAUAAAAUUUCACAAGAGGUCUAUAAUUUAUUUUCAAAUGAAUUAAUGUUUGUGAUAUUGCACUAUUAGCGUAGGGACUACGCUAUAACAUUAUUGGGGUUUGAUGAUGUCGACGCUUGGAGCAUAUUCCAUAAAAAAUACUACGUAGUACUUUUUCAUGUGA